Messenger RNA from Microcebus murinus (gray mouse lemur), 2167 nucleotides. It is a transcript of the gene SIAH1, whose product is annotated as siah E3 ubiquitin protein ligase 1. Gene Ontology annotation, molecular function: ubiquitin protein ligase activity; ubiquitin conjugating enzyme binding; zinc ion binding. The record is from RefSeq and is a predicted model, not a curated record. Gene Ontology annotation, biological process: proteasome-mediated ubiquitin-dependent protein catabolic process; multicellular organism development. Gene Ontology annotation, cellular component: cytoplasm. Lineage: Eukaryota; Metazoa; Chordata; Mammalia; Primates; Cheirogaleidae.
GUGGUAUUUAGCGGGAGCGCGCGGCGGGCUCGAGGACGCGCGAAACGGCGGCGGCGGCGGCGGCCAGGGGGGAGCCGGGGCGGCCGUUGCGGGGCGCGCUCUCGAGCGGCGGCGGCGGCCCAGGGUGUCCCGUCGGUCGCGGUGUGGAGAAGAGGCCGUGGCACUGCCCACGGUGGCGGCUGUUGGCGACGGGGCGCGUUUGAGCCAGGGCCGGGGUCCGAGGCGCGCUCUCCGCCCACAGAAAUGAGCCGUCAGACUGCUACAGCAUUACCUACUGGUACCUCAAAGUGUCCACCAUCCCAGAGGGUGCCUGCCCUGACUGGCACAACUGCAUCCAACAAUGACUUGGCGAGUCUUUUUGAGUGUCCGGUCUGCUUUGACUAUGUGUUACCACCCAUUCUCCAGUGUCAGAGUGGCCAUCUUGUUUGUAGCAACUGUCGCCCAAAGCUCACAUGUUGUCCAACUUGCCGAGGCCCGUUGGGAUCCAUUCGCAACUUGGCUAUGGAAAAAGUGGCCAAUUCAGUACUUUUCCCUUGUAAAUAUGCCUCUUCUGGAUGUGAAAUAACUCUGCCACACACAGAAAAAGCAGACCACGAAGAGCUCUGUGAGUUUAGGCCUUAUUCCUGUCCGUGCCCUGGUGCUUCCUGUAAAUGGCAAGGCUCUUUGGAUGCUGUAAUGCCCCAUCUGAUGCAUCAGCAUAAAUCCAUUACCACCCUACAGGGAGAGGAUAUAGUUUUCCUUGCUACAGACAUUAAUCUUCCUGGUGCUGUUGACUGGGUGAUGAUGCAGUCCUGUUUUGGCUUUCACUUCAUGUUAGUUUUGGAGAAACAGGAAAAAUACGAUGGUCACCAGCAGUUCUUUGCAAUUGUACAGCUGAUAGGAACACGCAAGCAAGCUGAAAAUUUUGCUUACCGACUUGAGUUAAAUGGUCAUAGGCGGCGAUUGACUUGGGAAGCAACUCCUCGGUCUAUUCAUGAGGGAAUUGCAACAGCCAUCAUGAAUAGUGACUGCCUAGUCUUUGACACCAGCAUUGCACAGCUUUUUGCAGAAAAUGGCAAUUUAGGCAUCAAUGUAACUAUUUCUAUGUGUUGAAAUGGCAAUCAAACAUUUUUCUGGCCAGUGUUUAAACUGUUUCAUUCAAUUUCACAGAAAAUAAGGCACCCAUCUGCCUGCCAACCUGAAACUCUUGGUAGGUGGAAGCUAGACACAUGAAGGUAAAUAAAAAGAAAGGCUAUUAAAUACAGGAAACAGUUGCAUGUAGUAACACUAAUAUAUUUAAAAAAUAAGUCAACAGUAAACCACUGAAAAAAUAUAUAUAUACACCCAAGAUGGGCACCUUUUGUAUUAAGAAAGGAAGCAUUGUAAAAUAAUUCUGAGUUUUGUGUUUGUUGUAGAUUGAUUGUAUUGCUGAAGAAUAUUGGGGUUUUUUGUUUUUGCGUGUGUGGGUGUGUGUGAGUGUGUGUGUGCGCGUGCGUGCGUUUUUUUCCUCUAACUGACAAGCCAUCUUGAGUGGUCUUGGACCACUGCUUUUCCCCUUUGUGAUUCAUUACAUAGUGCUGCUGUUUUUUUGUGUGUGUAUUUGCUAAUUUUUAUUAAUUGUAGUUUUUCAUUAAAUAAAUUUGACUUUCUUUUCUGUAAUUCAGGCUUUUACUCACUUUUUUUGUACCAUUUUAAAGUUAGUGUCUUUUGAUAUGUAUACUUGUUUAUGGUAAAGUUUAUGUGUUCUGACAUACAUUUUCUUUCCCCCCAUUAAUCAGUUCAUUAGAAAUAUUUUAAACUCAGCUAUUUUGUGAAGAUAUGAGUUCCAGAAAGGAAAGGUGAUAUCAGAAAAAUUUUCAAAGGCUAUUUAAAGCACUUAUAAGAUGGUCUCAUGCUCUUUUUUCUCUUCUCCAAUUAAGUCAUAACUUUAAACUUAAUCUUUGAGAGGUUAGGGAAUAAAUUGAUUUUUAUAAAUACUGAAAAAAAAUCAGGCUUUUUUCUUUUUUCAAAAUCUUAGACAAAUCACGUUAAAAAUUUGUUCUUGUAUUUAUUGGUUUUGCAAAAGAAGGCAUCGUCAUGCACAGUAUUUGUAAUUAAAAAACAAAUCAUUUGUUUAAAAAAGGCAGUUUGCAAAAAAGGUAUGUUUUUGGUCUUUUAUAAUUCUCAUUAAAAGGAUAUCUGGCAAAUU